Molecule: messenger RNA, 6597 nt
Organism: Paramisgurnus dabryanus
Lineage: Eukaryota; Metazoa; Chordata; Actinopteri; Cypriniformes; Cobitidae
Source: RefSeq, a predicted model, not a curated record
CUUACUUUAGGAAGGAGAACCCUGGAAACCCUGUGGCCUUGUGUAGAGGAAACAACACACAAUGUUUUCAUAAAAAAAAUCAUCGGCACGAAAGCGGAAUAUUAAGCACACACUGUUGAGUGUGAGAAACUUAGAUUUUUCAUUUUCCAUCGUUCCUGGAUCUCAUCAUGAGCUACAGGAAGAUGGACAAGCAUGGAAGUCCACAGUAUUGCCGUCAUUUUCUGGCUGAUAAUGGCAUCUUUCAUGUUGAGCGAUGCAUGAGUGUUAUGCAGUCCGGGACUCAGAUGGUGAAACUAAAGACAGGUUCUAAAAGUCUAGUUCGGCUCUUCUAUCUGGAUGAACACCGGUCGUGCAUCCGCUGGAGACCAUCUCGUAAGAGUGAGAAAGCCAAAAUCACUAUCGACUCACUCUACAAGGUCACGGAGGGCCAUCAGUCUGACAUCUUCCAUCGCCAUGCGGAGGGGAACUUUGAUCCGAGCUGUUGUUUCACUAUUUACCAUGGCAACCACAUGGAGUCUUUGGAUUUGGUCACGUCGAAUGCAGAGGAAGCGCGGACGUGGGUGACAGGACUCAGAUAUCUGAUGGCCGGUAUCAGCGAUGAAGACUCGCUAGCUAAGAGACAGCGCACCCAUGACCAGUGGAUGAAACAGACCUUCGAGGAAGCUGAUAAGAAUGGAGAUGGUUAUCUGAACAUUGAGGAGAUCUACCAGCUUUUACACAAGAUGAAUGUCAACUUGCCUCGCAGAAAAGUCAAACAAAUGUUUCAGGAAGCAGAUACUGAUGACCAGCAGGGCACACUGACGUUUGAGGAAUUCACGGUCUUCUAUAAGAUGAUGUCUUUAAGACGUGACCUCUACCUUCUGCUCAUGUGCUUUAGUGAGAAGAAAGAUCACCUCACAGCAGAGGAACUUGGCAAUUUUUUGCGUGUGGAGCAAAAGAUGUCGAAUGUGACCCAUGAGAACUGUCUGGACAUAAUCAAUAAGUUUGAGGUCUCUGAGGAGAACAAGCAGAAUGAAGUUCUUGGAAUUGAAGGGUUCACCAAUUACAUGCGCAGCCCUGCGUGUGAUGUGUUCAACCCUCAACACAAUGAGGUUAAUCAGGACAUGGAUCAGCCUCUGUGUAACUAUUUCAUAGCCUCUUCCCACAACACUUACCUGACCGGAGACCAGCUGCUGUCCCACUCAAAGACAGACAUGUAUGCAUGGGUGCUACAGGCCGGCUGCCGCUGUGUGGAGGUGGAUUGUUGGGAUGGUCCAGAUGGGGAGCCCAUGGUCCAGCAUGGAUACACCCUCACCUCCAAGAUUACAUUUAAAUCUGUCAUUGAGACCAUCAACAAAUAUGCCUUCAUAAACAAUGAGUUCCCAGUGAUUCUUUCCAUAGAGAAUCAUUGCAACAUUCAGCAGCAGAAGAAGAUAGCAGAGCAUCUGAAAGAGAUCUUCGGAGACAAGCUGGAUGUGGGGGAGGCCCUGAACAAAGACCCCAAGCAGCUUCCCAGCCCAAACUGCCUGAAGGGAAAGAUACUCAUAAAGGGAAAGCGUCUUCCUCCUUACCUGUCUGCAGAUGCUGAGGAGGGCGAGGUGUCUGACGAUGACAGUGCUGAUGAGAUUGAAGAUGACUUCAAACUGAAGAACAGCAUGUCCAACGGACCGAGUCAGCACCAGGUAGAGACGCACAUUAGGAAGAAACUCGACUCUCUGAUGAAGGAGUCUCAGAUCGGGGACAAAGAAGACACUGACAGCUUCUCUAUCAGAGCUCUGCUCCGUGCCACUCACGAGGGCCUGCAGAGAAACCUGCGCAAGAAUUCCAAAGAUGGCAUGAAGAAAUCUCAUAGUCGAUCAUUUAUCAGCAACCUCAAGCACAAGAGGCACUCCAAAUCAAGGCUGAAAUGUCAGAGUGUUGAAACGGAUGAAGACAGCCAGCAGGAGACAUCAGGACAGUUCAACAGAGGUGGAAGGAGGAGGAAAACGAUAAAACUGAGCAGAGAUCUGUCAGAACUUGUGGUGUUCACAAACUCUGUGGUGUCUCAGGAGUGUUUAGAUGAGGGGUCGCCCUAUAACGUUCUGUCAUUUAGUGAGACGCGAUCUCAGCACCUGGUGCACCAUAGAGCCGAACGCUUCUUGACUUUUAACCAGAGGCAGCUCUCUCGGAUCUAUCCCUCCGCCUACCGGAUCGACUCCAGCAACUUCAACCCACAGACAUACUGGAACGUGGGCUGCCAGUUAGUGGCUUUGAACUACCAGACAGAGGGCCGCAUGAUGCAGUUGAACAGAGCUAAGUUUAUGGUGAAUGGAGGCAGCGGUUAUGUGCUGAAACCUGGAGCAAUGAGUAAAGGCUCAUUCAACCCGCUGAACGAUGAUCCGCUGCCUGCAAAUCCAAAGAAACAGCUGGUGAUAAAAAUCAUCAGUGGACAGCAGCUGCCCAAACCUCCUGACUCAAUGCUGGGGGACCGUGGAGAGAUCAUUGAUCCUUUUGUGGAGGUGGAGAUCAUUGGCAUUCCAGCGGACUGCUGUAAAGAACAAACUAGAGUUGUGGAUGACAACGGAUUUAACCCUGUAUGGGAAGAGACCUUGUCUUUUACACUUCACAUGCCUGAGGUGGCUCUGGUGCGUUUCCUGGUCUGGGAUCAUGACCCCAUCGGACGAGACUUUGUGGGACAGAGGACCGUAGCGUUCAGCAGUCUCAUGCCAGGAUAUAGACACGUUUAUUUGGAGGGAAUGACAGAAGCAUCCAUUUUUGUCCAUAUCACAGUGCAUGAAAUCUAUGGGAAGUGGAGUCCUUUAGUCCUCAACCCAAGCUAUACCAUAAUGCACUUGCUAGGAGCUAAUAAGGGUCGUCAGUUGCGGGGCUUCAGAGGCUUAUUCAAUAGAAGUUCAAAGUCUUCAGUAGACACAAAUAUUGGUGUUACACCUCGUAAGCGAUCCAUAUCAGACCACAUCCUCCGGAGAACCGCCAGUGCCCCUGCAAAAGGCCGCAAAAAGAUUAAGAUGCCGUUGGCUGAAGCUUCUAACGAAAGUAAACAAAGUACUGGGGACUCUCAAUCAACUGAGAGAGAGAAAAGAAUGGGAAACAGAAGGGUCCUUCAACAUCGCCCAAUCUCAAUGCCUCUGGAUAAGCUCCUAAAUAGUAACCUCACUCUGACUUCCCCAGACCAGGAAAGCCCAGAUCCUGGACCUGACACAAUCAUUGAUUCCAAACAGAAUGAAAAGCCCAGAUCCAUCUCAAUGGAUCUUCUCAUGGAAACCUCUUCCUUUAAAGAAUCAGAUGACGGUGCCCUUUUUAAUAAUCACAUUCGGGACUGUAACACUGAGCCCAAAGAAACAAAAGAAACUCCUUACCUGGUCAUUGAGGGCUGUAGGGGAAUUGUGGGCAAUCCUCACAAAGAACUCCCAAGAGAUGGUCUCACCCAGACUGAAGCCAAAAAAAUAUGUUCUUCCAAAAAGCCAGCAGACCACUGGUCAGAUGCUUCAGAUAGCUUGCGAACAAAAGAAAGUCAAAGGGAAUCUGGCCAAUUGGAAUCUUCAAGGAAGAAAGUGUUAAUACCCAAGGCAGCCACUUACUCCUCAUCCUCUUCCUCUUCUUCUUCCUCAGAUACCUUUACCAAGUCUGACACUCAAAAGGAUCAAUUAGACCAAAGGAGUCAAGUUUCCCUCCAGGACAGUGCUCUUUCUCGCCUUAUUGAUUCUGUCUCGCUGGAAAAUGAGAAUGAAACCUGUGGGUCAAUUUCUGCUCUGAUUGGCCAAUUUGAGAUGACUGCUGAGCAGAGCACCUUAUUAUCAAACUUGCAACCUGCUGAACUGCGUCCAUUCAAAGUCGAGCAUGCCAGCACCCCAAUAAAGGUCACCCAAGAAUCUGCUUGCAAAGCCUCUGAGUUAACCGACAGACCCUCUAGCCCCGAAACUACUGAACUUGAGGUUUUUACCAUCCUGGAUGAGGAGGUGCUUUCUCCUGUAUCUUCAAACAGCAUUUGUCUGACAAACAUCAAGAAGGACUUUGUUGCAUCUGCAGUCGCUAGCAAAGUAUCUUCCCCCAUCAAGUCCACUGGAGGUAACGUAAGCUUGAGGUUAAACAAAAAGCAAAGAUAUAACAGCCAAUGCCAUUCCACUGGAUCUCUGAUGGAAUAUGAAUUUGGAGGUUACAGAGAAACUUCAAUCAAUAGCACAGUCUCAGAUCGCUUCUUAUUAUGCCAAGACUCCGCAAGCAGCAGUCUGAUGGAGGUGGAGAUCAAUGUAGAUGGAGAUUCCUUGGAUAACACAUUGACUUCUUCAAGCCAGGACCUUCAAUGGUGUAAUAAUGUUCAAAACUCAAACCAGACUUCUUCUUAUCACAUACCAAGACUUGAACCUUCCCAACUCCACAAACCCUCAUAUCAUCCCUCUCCUGUUCAUUCUUACUCAACGGACACAUCAGCUAUUCACAGACACUACCAGUCUCCAUCACACCAAAGUCUUUCUAGUACUGUUGAUCAGCGCAGUCACUUAACCAAUAAAUCCCAUCCAAGGAGAUUUCCACUUGGGACUCACAGAUUAGAUACCACAGAGGAGAGAUACCAAAGUGGCCGUCAAGUAGAGCAUUUGCCAAAAAGCUCUUUGUCCUCGGAAUGUCUUGUAAGGGCUCAAUCCAGGCAUACAUCAUUAGAGAGGGACUUGUAUACACCUGUAUCAGACUAUGACAUGAUGUACAACUCUGUUCCACUGAAAGACCGCCCCGCUCCUCUACGCUCAUAUUCCCAGCCAGCCACACACAUUGAGGCCUUUACUCCUCAUAUCCACAGUGGGCUCUCCCCAACUGCUUCUUCUCAAGUCUCCAAUACAUGCAAGUCCAAAAGCCUUGGAGACCUGACCUCUGAAGACAUUUCAUGUAACUUUCAGAGCAAGUAUAAGGUCAUCAGCCGAAGUUUUGUCACUACCGCAAUGCAAGACCAAAGACGGAUGUGUGGGUCGGCCAGUCGACCGAAGUCUUCUGACCCCUUAACCGAGCAACUUCGUAAGCUUGUGACCUUAGAGCAUGAGGAUUAUCCACGUACCCCCUCCUCCUUUAGUCAACCCACAACUAAACCUCAUACAGUGGUCCCCAAAAGUUCCACCGAUGAUCAUGAGGAUCCUCCACCGUUACUUUCAAGGCGGCUUUCCUCCAGGAGUCAAAGUCGAGUGCGACAUAUAGCCAAUCGUGCGCGUGAGAAACAGCAAGACGCCUUCAAACACAGAUCCACAGAAGUAGUGCUCCGCAAUAAGGUCUCUUCCCAAAAUCCUCCACCGAACAGACAUUCUACUGGUUCGUACAUCGCUGGUUAUUUAGAUCAGCUAGGUCCUGAGGACAGAGGCUUGCCUGAAGGAGCCUGCACUACAAUGCGUUAUGGAUGUGGAGAUGGCUACUAUGCUGAUGAUUUUGUGCUCCCUCAUGACUUUUCCAACCCAUCCGAACCUGAGGUCUACUUCCUGCUUAGGCUUUGACAGUUGUGUUUAUGACUGUGCAUGUAUUUCUCUCUAUCAGUCUGAAAGGAUAUGUAGCAGGACACUUCCAGAUUUGUGUAAAUAUGCUGUAUAUCACAGUUGUGGGUUCUGUUCUUACAUGUACUACCCCUGCUGUAUCAAACUGAUUAUGUUAUGUACUGUAUAUGUGGUCUUUGUCAUUCUUAGAAAAUGUAUUGUUCUGAAUGUGUGUUGUCUCAAGGUAAAAAAAAUGAAGUAACAAAAUUUCUUGGGACUGUUUUGUUGCUAUUUGUUCUUUUGUGUAGUACAACAAAGCCAGGGCUUCACUUUUUAUUCAGUCUUCCUGCAUUUGUUAUUUGUAUGUUUGUGUAGUUUGUACAUACUUUGUUGGUAAAUUUGUCCUCAUUGAAAGCACUAUUUCAUAAAAAUGCUAAUAACUGUGACAUUUUGUCUUUAGAAAACAGCAUGUAAACAUUUUCAGCAUGACUAUGCACAGACCUGUAGAUGCUCCUGUGCUAUGAUUUUGCACAGAAUGAUUCUGUUGUAUUGAAUGCAAUACAGCACAUUAACCUGCUUGCUCUGACUUGCUUGCUUUCUAUUAGUCAUGAAUUAAAAAAGUUUGAAAUUCUUCAUAUUCUAAAGCUGUAUGUUUAAAGUUUUAUUUUUAUAAUUGCUUUGAUACAGAGAGCAAAAAUAACAUUUGUUAGACUUAAUACUUUGUUUUCUUUUUUAAGACAUGGCGACGGAAAUUUUCUUCACACUUCUCCUGUGCUUAAAGGCAUCGAGGUUGUUGUUCUUUUAACAGUUGCUCAUCAAAGAUGAGUGUAAGCUUUUUCCUACCAAUGCAAUAAAUUCUGAAAUGUUUGCCAUGAAGAUGAAAUUUUGAAUUUGUGAUUUCUGUUGUCUUUCAGUAUCUAUGGUUUAUAUUUGAGGAGCUCAGAUGCAAAAGCUGCUAAAUGCCACCAAUUAGAUAAUGACAUUACCCGAAUGCUCUCGCCACGCAUUAUAUGUACCUUCACAGAAAAUCUGCUUAAACCAAUCAGAAAUACCACUUUGUUGGUAGAAUUUGCCAAAACGAUUUUUUCGCAAAAUCCUCUAAAUGCACCAAAGAUGAUAAGGACAGAAACUACAGUGUUUUACAUCCUACUUGUGUCCGUUGUGUGUACUU